AUGGCCACGCAGUUCCCGACCAAGAAGUGCGGCGUCCUCGGCUGCACCGGCUCCGUCGGCCAGCGCUUCAUCCUCCUCCUCGCCCAGCACCCCUACCUCAAGCUCCAAGCCAUCGGUGCCUCGGCCCGCUCGGAGGGCAAGAAGUACAGUGAUGCCGUCCGGUGGAAGCAGGCCCGGCCCAUGGGUGAGGUCGCAGAUAUGAUCGUGAGGCGUUGUAUCGCCUCAGAGUUUGUCGACUGCGAUAUCGUCUUCAGCGGCCUCGAUUCCGAUGUCGCCGGCGAUAUUGAGCUCGCUUUCCAAAAGGCCGAGAUCCCCGUCUUCUCCAAUGCCAAGAACCACCGACGAGAUCCCCUCGUACCCCUCGUCGUCCCCACCGUCAACCUUGGCCAUCUCGAUCUCGUCCCUCACCAGCGUGCCACCCGGAAGCUGGAACGCGGGUUCCUCGUCUGCAACUCCAACUGCGCCGUCAUCGGCCUCGUCAUCCCCUUUGCCGCCCUCCAGGCCGAGUUCGGCCCGAUCGCCACCGCCAGCGUCGUCACCCUCCAGGCUGUCUCCGGUGCCGGGUACCCCGGCGUCGCAUCCAUGGACGUCCUCGACAACAUCGUCCCCUUCAUCCCCGGCGAGGAGGAUAAGCUCGAGACCGAGGCGCGCAAGAUCCUCGGCUCCCUGAGCCCCGACGCCACCGCCUUUGUCGAGCAGGAAGCCCUGCGCGUCUCCGCCACCUGCAACCGCGUCCCCGUCCUCGACGGCCACACCGCCUGCGUGAGCCUCCGCUUCGAGCGCCGUCCAGCCCCGACGGCGAGCCAGUGCAAGGAAGCCCUCCGUCGCUACGUCUCCGAUGCCCAGACCCUCGGCUGCCCCUCGGCCCCCAACCCCGCCAUCCACGUCUUCGACGACGAGGACCGUCCCCAGCCCCGGCUCGACCGCGACCUCGGCAACGGCUACACCGUGAGCGUCGGUCGCCUGCGCGACGACGAGAGCGGCGUCUUUGACAUCAAAUUCACCGCCCUCAGUCACAACACCGUCAUCGGUGCCGCCGGCUCCUCGAUAUUGAACGCCGAGGCGGCCAUCCUCAAGGGAUAUGUCUAA
Messenger RNA from Drechmeria coniospora, 1089 nucleotides. RefSeq names its product aspartate-semialdehyde dehydrogenase. The coding region runs from base 1 to 1089 and encodes 362 amino acids. Gene Ontology annotation, biological process: L-threonine biosynthetic process. The transcript has 4 exons. The record is from RefSeq and is a predicted model, not a curated record. NCBI's taxonomy places the organism in Eukaryota, Fungi, Ascomycota, Sordariomycetes, Hypocreales, Ophiocordycipitaceae. Gene Ontology annotation, molecular function: protein dimerization activity; NAD binding; NADP binding.